CCCUUAAGUAAAAAAUCGGGUCAAGCCCCAAAACAGAACACUGCGUAAAACUCAUCCCCAAUUCCCCCCCAAGGCGCACGGACGACAGACGAACGACCAGACGACCGCGAGCUCGUAUCCAACUCCGGCGAAGCUCCAUCUCCGGCCUCCCCACUCCGGCUAACCUUCAUCUUCUUCUGCAACACUCCUUCUUUCUUCUAGGUAAAUAAAACUCCAUUUCAUCUCAUUUUGAACUUAGGGUUUUGAAUGUUAAAAAUUUCGAAUUUUUGGAUUAUGAAUUGAUUUUGAAUUAAGUUGUUGUGAAAUGUGGAUAUGUAUGAAUGGUUGAAAUUUGAUUUUAAAUUGAUUGUAAAUUUUAAUGCGUAUUUUGACAUUUGGUCAUUUGGGUAGACUCGAAUGUAGCUAAAUUUGGGUAUUGAAAGUUAGACGUGAAUGUAGAUAUCAAAAUUUUGGUAGUUUCAUAUUCAAAUGUGAAUUGUUUGUGAAUUUUGACUUUUGCAUAUAUUACAAUUUUGGUAGUUUUUUCUAUUGAAAAUUUGAUUGUGUUUAAAGUGUGUAUAUUGAUGCCUACUCAUGAAUGUUGGACAAUGAAUUGUUAUUAGAAUAUAUGGAUUUCUCAAGCUUCCCAAUCAUAUGUCAUUGGGGAGGAAACUAUUAUGAGGAUGCUGGCCAAAUAUGCCUUGAAGGUGGUAGAACCAGCUUUGUCAUGGUUUCUCGUGGCGCUUGCAUGCUGGAGAUCCUUCAAAAAAUACAUGCAGCCACAAUGAUUCAUCCUAGCCGUUCUUUGCGGUUGAAAAUGAAAUUUCCCAUGAAUGGGGGAAAGUACAUGUUUAUGCCCCUCAUUGAUGAGCUAGCUAUAACAAAUAUGUGGGGCAUAACUCAGAUGAAAGAUAUGUCGACGCUUGAGUUAUACAUUGAGGAAUCCUGUGACGUCUAUGGUACUCAAUCAACAUCAAAUGUUGUCGUAUCUACGCAUGAUGUCAAUGCAGGUGUGAAUGCAGGGAACUCCUCAAAGGCUCCUGUACUGGACAUGGUUAUACAGGAAGAUGGUAGGUAUUUGCACAACGGUGCAUCAUUUGUGGAUGGGCAGGGAACUGAUGAUGAUGCUGACAAGAACAUCAAUGGUGAUGACAUGACAGAAUCUGAUGAAGAUGAUGGUGAUACUGUCACGAAAACAGCCUCGUCUAGCCAUUUUACUAGAAUUUAUGAUCUCCCUGAAGGGUUUACUGAUGCAUGGAUGAGUGGAUCAGGUGAGAAAAGGUUUACCCCCGAUGGUGAGUUUGAGGUCGGUCAACAGUUUGACAACAAAGAACAAGUCAUCAAUAUGGUGAGCUUGUAUUCUAUCAAACGGAACCAAUUUUAUCGGGUGAUAGAGUCCGAUAAAUACAAGUGGGUGGCACAAUGCAAAAGGAAGAAAGAAUGUGAUUGCCCCUGGAGAAUACGCGUCACAAAGAACAAAGGCAACCUUGACACCUUCACAAUUAAUGUUUUCGUUGAAAGAAAAAAUAAUCAUUUCAAAAAGGAUGUUAAAAAAAAUUAAUAUAUUAUUGAAUAAGAACUAAUACAAUUUUUGUUUGUGUGUAGGCAUGGAGGUGACAGCGGAUCCUGGGCCGAGUGAUCGUUCUGUCCUGACAUUGCAGGCCUCGCACAGGAGUGAGGAUGUUUGGCUUGGCAUGGAUGUUCAGGUGGAUAGGUGCCGCGAGCACCUUCGGGGUUUGUCGCAUUUGCACGUCGACGACAGGGUACUAGCGUAUGUUGGUGCUGCAGGUUUUUAUACUCUUCACAGAUUAGUGGCUACUGUGCCUCUAGAUAGAGCGCUUCUCACUGCUCUACUUGAGCGUUGGAGGCAGGAGACACACUCAUUUCACCUCCCAGUUGGUGAGGUGACAGUGACAUUGGGAGAUGUUGCUGUACUUACCAGGUUAGAGGUUCAUGGGAGAGCUGUUACAGGCACUGCUUGUCGACAGUGGGUGGAUGAGUGUGAGCGGUUGUUAGGUAUCCGCCCCGUUCUUAGGACUGACCUUCAGGGGUCAUCUCUGAGGAUGCCAUGGUUGAGGGAGCACUUCCAGGUGCUUCCCCCCGACGCUGAUGAGGUGAUGAUCCAGCAGCAUGCUCGGGCUUAUAUAUUGAUGAUGAUGGGAGCCUCCAUUUUCGCUGACAAGAGCGGAAAUGAGGUUCAGGUGCUGCACUAGCCUUUGCUAGAGAGGUUUGAUGUAGCAGCACAGUUCAGCUGGGGUACUGCCACCCUGGCUUACCUGUACAGACAGCUUUGUCGCGGCUGCCAGAGAGGGAGCACAGAGCUUGGGGGAUUUUUGCUACUCCUCCAGAUUUGGUCAUGGGAGUAUAUCCACAUUGGCCGUCCCAUUAUAGUCGGAUAUCAUGGCAUUGAUGGACAGCCACUGCCUGAUGAGACUCCACGUCUUCUAGGACCUCAUCAUGUACGGGGCGAGGACCCUGUAGGCCGUCGAUGGCUAUAUGCUGGUCUAUCUCGCAUGUCAUCCGCUACUGGGCUCGGUGUGUACAGGGAUGCAUUUGAUCGGAUGUCUGAGGACCAGGUAUGGUGUGGGUAGUAUAACAUUAACUAUAAUAUGUAAAGAAAAUCUCCUAAUUUUGUAUCUUUAUGAAACAGAUUACAUGGAUGCCGUUUACACCUGAGAUGUUAGCAGAGUUGCCCCCAGCUGAACGAGAGCAUACUCACAUAUGGCGAGCACGUGUGUCGUUGAUAUGUUUUGACAUUGUUGAGCUUCAUUUGCCUGAUAGAGUCUUGAGACAGUUUGGGUUUGAGCAGGUGGUUCCACGGCCUAUCGACAUUUAUGUUGAGCUGCAUAGGCUGGAUAGGCGUGGGAAGCAUACAGAGGAUUGGGCACUCAGACAUGUCCGAUAUGUGACUAUGUGGGAAAGGAGAGCUGAGCUAGUUGUGGCCGGGACACCGACAUAUGUGCCAUCUGUUUCAGGAGACUGCAUGGGAUGGUAUUACAGCAUCACUCGUUUGUUUGUGUCUCCUUCGUUCAGACUCCCUACUCAUCAUUAUCAGCCUAGUUCCUUAGCUUUGCAUCUUACGACACAAGCUUUGCAGCGCAUACAUCAGCGGGCUACUACCACAGUGACUGAUAGUCCUGAUGUGGACUUGUAUGGACAGGCUCUCACAGGCAUUGCGUCCUUGUGUUCAGAUGUGUUGGGGCGAGUCGACUACGGCCAUCUUAUACACAUGCCCCCAUCUCAGGAGAUGCCAUCCACGUCUGUGCAGCGGCGGCUUCAUCAUCCCAGACGCAGCAUGAGAGAGUGGUUCUUCAACCACGACAACGACGUAGGCGUAGACAGGAGCAGCAACAUCUCCAUGACGAAGCUGACGAUGGGAACUUCUAGUCUAUCUUUUGUAUUGUAGUUUUUCUUAUGCAGUAGAUGUUGUAGGAACAAUUUACAACAUUUGACGUAUUUUCUCUUGUAAAGUCUUGUAUGUUGUCUUGAUGUGUUCGAGUCUGAAUAUUAGAUGAUUACUUGUUAUGAAUAUUGGAUGAUUGUACUGUGUUAUACCGGUUAUUUUCAAGGUGAUUUUUAUGUUGAUGAGAGGAGGUGUUAUGUAUGUGAUUGAGAAUACGUGUGUUGUAUGUUUUAUAAUGUGUUUUAUAAUGUGUUGUAUCUGGCACGUAACACUUAAACAGGAGAAGAGAGACCUUAUUUAUAGCAAACAGAUAAGUCCGGGUUAAAUUGGGGCGAAAAAUCUGCUGAAAUGCUGUUUUUGGACCUAGGCACGAUCGUGCGUCCCAGGGUACGCACGAUCGUGCGUGGCUGGCAGUAGCUGCUCGCCUU
Molecule: messenger RNA, 3810 nt
Organism: Cuscuta epithymum
Lineage: Eukaryota; Viridiplantae; Streptophyta; Magnoliopsida; Solanales; Convolvulaceae
Source: the annotation of a GenBank genome assembly